Aspergillus alliaceus is the source of this 519-nucleotide messenger RNA. RefSeq lists its product as uncharacterized. The transcript is spliced from 3 exons. Gene Ontology annotation, molecular function: oxidoreductase activity, acting on paired donors, with incorporation or reduction of molecular oxygen; iron ion binding; monooxygenase activity. Bases 1 to 519 code for a protein of 172 amino acids. Lineage: Eukaryota; Fungi; Ascomycota; Eurotiomycetes; Eurotiales; Aspergillaceae. The record is from RefSeq and is a predicted model, not a curated record.
AUGAGUCUCCUUGCCCUUUACUUUAUCGUCAAGUCUUCAGCUCCAGAUGCGAACCAGCUCAAAUUCCCCGUAGUCAAAUACCAGCGGGGCUUACCCGACUUUGUCACCCGUACUGUCACCCGUAUCCUCUAUUUCGUUUACAAAACCAAGGCCUUUCGAAUCCUCAAGGUGGACGGAGACUUGGCCGUACUACCUCAGACAUAUCUGGAGGAAUUGAAAUACCUUGAUGAGUUCAGGUUGACACCUCUCGAUGCCGAUAGCAGAGAUGACUUCCUACAAUGGAUGAUGGAGCUGGCCGACAACGACUUCGAAAAUGACCCUUUGAACUUAGCCGACGGAUUGAUGGUCAUCAUGGCUUUGGCUGUCGUACAUACCACUACCCUAAUCACCCAUGCUAUGUAUGAUCUGAUGGCCCACCCUGAGUAUCUUGAACCUUUGAGGGAGGAGACAGAAGUGCCUGAGAAACAAAUGGAUCCGGACCUCGCCGAGCGAUUUGGGCGCCCUGCGGCGUUUGGGUAA